CGUCAGUGAAGUGUUGCAGAUUUGUCUGUGAAAGUUGAUGAAGUGUACUUAAAGUUGCGUGAUUAUUAAAAUGUCACCGAAAGAAGUAAAAAUAGUCCCAAGUGAAGAAGAAGUAAUCAAAACACUCUGUGAAUUAAUUCAAGACAUUGCCAGAACGGCGAUACAGCGAGACGAUGUUUUCAAAGUUGGAUUGUCAGGUGGAUCUCUUACAAAAUUCCUUACGGUUGGUCUCCCGAAAAUUGAAACAGAUUGGGCGAAGUGGAGACUAUUUUUUUGUGACGAGAGGGUUGUGCCUGUUGAGAGCGCGGAUUCAACUUAUGGGGUUUACAAGAGUUCUCUAAUUGGGACCGUACCUCUUACCGAGGAGCAGUUCAUCAAAAUCGAUCCACACUUAAAAACAGCUGAGGAAGCAGCAAAAGACUACAUUCAAAAAAUGGCAGUGCAUUUUCCUCCAGAUUCACUACCUAGGUUUCAUUUGUUGUUGCUUGGAAUGGGACCAGAUGGGCACACAUGCUCACUUUUUCCUGAUCACAGACUUCUGGAGGAAACCUCAGUGUGGGUGGCACCCAUAACUAAUUCACCUAAACCACCAGCCUCAAGAAUUACUUUAACAUUUCCUGUGGUGAACAAUGCAGAGUGCUGCAUUUUUGCUCUUACUGGUGCUGGCAAAGCAGACAUUGUCAAGCGUGUCCUGAAAGACGAAGAGCCUCUGCCAGCUGCUAGAGUGAAGCCAACAGAUGGGAAGCUUUACUGGAUUCUUGAUAACAGUGCUGCUGCACAUAUAACGGAUAUGUGACUUAACAAUGAUGGUACACCCUGGUA
Molecule: messenger RNA, 822 nt
Organism: Schistocerca americana (American grasshopper)
Lineage: Eukaryota; Metazoa; Arthropoda; Insecta; Orthoptera; Acrididae
Product: 6-phosphogluconolactonase-like
Biological process (GO): carbohydrate metabolic process; pentose-phosphate shunt
Molecular function (GO): 6-phosphogluconolactonase activity
Source: RefSeq, a predicted model, not a curated record